AUGAGGAUGAUUAUGAUUAUACUGCCCAUGGAAGAAAGGUCUGGUGGAUAUGACAUUGUGCAAACACCAAAUGGAAUACUGGUGAGCGAUCUGCCUGGGAAGAUGGAGUUGGAUAAGCCGUUUGAGAUAGAUGGACAAGUGUAUGUGUGUGAGAAGUACGGAGAGGAGGUUAUGGCAGUGAGUGAGGUUGAAAAUGGAAGGAGCAAAAUGCCGACGAAGUGCAGGAGCUUCUAUGUUGUCCGAAGACUAUGA
Ordospora pajunii is the source of this 252-nucleotide messenger RNA. RefSeq lists its product as uncharacterized. The transcript has a single exon. Lineage: Eukaryota; Fungi; Microsporidia; Ordosporidae. The record is from RefSeq and is a predicted model, not a curated record. Bases 1 to 252 code for a protein of 83 amino acids.